AAAAACAAAUUAAGUAAUAUCAAACAAACUUAGAAACACUGGCGGGUGGAAUAGUUAUCGAUAGCGGAAAGGUGGGUAAAUACUGUCCAAGAAAAUUAACGGGCUACUUAUUAUUGAGUUGCCUUCUUGCUGUUGCAGGAGGUUUGAUUUUCUGCUAUGACGUCGGAAUUUCAGGUGGAGUUACAUCAACGCGGAUACUUUUGGAGAAAAUUUUCCCACCGGUGUAUAGACUGCAGAUGACGGACUCAGGGACAAACCAGUACCGGAAAUUCAAUAGUGUCAAAUUAACUAUGUUAACAUCCUCCUUAUAUUUGGCUGCACUAGUAGCUUUUAUUGUGGCAUCCACUGUCACGAGAAAGUGGGGCCGCAAGCGAUCCAUGUUGGUUGGAGGGCUCCUCUUCCUUGUUGGUGCGGUUGUUAAUGCCGCUACUCAAAAUGUUGUCAUGCUUAUCAUCGGUUGUAUACUUCUUGGUUUUGGCAUUGGCUUCAUUAGUCAGUGCGCAAUGAAGAAAAAGCUUGAAUCUCUUGGGGAAACAGUAACACCUUCGCUUCUGUAUACUAAUGGAAAUUUGACACGUAAACCAAUCCAUAGUUUCUACUCACCAUUAACAGGUAACUCUGACCUGAAAAGCAUCCCUGAAUUGCGUUACAAAUCCGUUCUUGGUUCUUCCUAUGGCUGGUUAAUUCUAUUCGACUCCACCCAAAUCAAAAAUAAUUUCUCUUUGUUCAAUCCUGUCACUUUAAACACAAUAAAUCUUCCUCCUUUAGAUCUCCCUCCAUUACUAGCUGAACCAGAACAACUCAAAAAUGUCAAAAUCGGCCUUAAUUCAUCACCUGACUCAGAUUCAGAUUCAGACUCAGAUGAUUGUUUGUUGAUCAUCUGUUAUAACGGUGUUGGUCGUAUGUUAUCCUGCCGUCCUGGGCAGCCUAAUUGUAAUUGGGUCAUACAAAAUCUGGAGAUUGAAGACUUGUUGUUGGAAGUUAUAGAAAUCUUUACCCUCUCCAGGGUCAUGUAUGUCUAUGCUAAAGGCUUAAUGGGACGAAGAGCACCCUCAUUCUAUCAAGUGUCUCCAUAUUCAACAAACACCAAAAUUAAGCCUUGCAAUAUUCAUCUGCCUGACUAUGAUAUACCUGGUCCUGCUGCUGCUACAGUUGUUGAACACUUGGUUGAAUCAUGUAACUGUCUUUAUUAUGUUUUUAUAAGCAAAGAUACUGGACUACACAUGGAGUUUAAAGCCAUUAAAGUUUAUAAGCUCAACUUUGACGACAAUCUUUGGACUGAGAUCAACUCUUUGAAUGAUCGGGCUUUUUUCCUGGGGCGUAAUUGUAAUUCCACCUGGUGUUGGGGAACUACAGAUACAGAUACAGAUACAGAUACAGAUGAUUAUAAAUCACAAUCACAAGGAGAUAUCAAAAGGAACUGUAUCUACUUUUAUCUCCCUCCUACUCUUGAUGAGCCACAAGUAUUUCCCUUGUACUCAUACAACCUACAUGAUCAAAGUUUAACUGCUCUUUGUCCUUGCUCGAACCUAGUAUACCCCAGCAGCUGUCCUGUUUGGGUGGAUACUACUGAUCCAAGGUUAUCUGUGAAAGAGGGGUUCGAGAAUGCAGACUGCAUUACUCAUGGAGAGUUACAGAAUCCAACAGAAUGCUGUGAGCUUGGGUUGUCACAAGGAAACAGGUUCAGUGAGCUUCCUCUUGACUUGGUAGUAUUGAUUUCAAAGAGUAUGCAUUUGUUCGAGUAUUGGAACUUCCGCGCUUGUUGCAAAACAUAUCGAUCAUUAUGUCCUGCACCUCAAUGGAGAACUAAUAACGCGUUCCCCUUGUUCGUGUUCUUUAAGAACAGGAAUAACUUGUGUGAAAUGAUUGAUCCAUCCCGGCAUGAUUCACGCUCAUGUCCAUAUUCAUCUGAUUCUCUAAACCUGCAGUUCUGCAACUAUGGUUGGCUGCUCACCUUUGUUGGUAAACGUAGUAUGUUGCGUGCAUUUAAUUUGUUCACAGGAGAGAGGAAGGAUUAUCAGUGUUUUAGACACCAAAGUAGGAUGACCUCCAUUGCCUUCUCAACCAAUCCAACUAGCUCCGAGUGUUUGACAGUUGGAAUUUAUGCUCCUGGUGAUGGUACUGUUACCAUCUGGUACCUUCAACAUGCAGAUCCGGAUACAAAAUGGAUCAAAACUUGGCAUCAUAUUGAAAAUAUCAAAUUUCAUGGUGGUGCUUGUAGUCCCAUCUUUCUCGCAGGAGCUUUUUAUUUCUUGGAUGUGAAAGGAUAUCUUGGAGUAUCCCAACUGGUUGAUGGGAAAGCAAGUUUGAAAAUCUAUGACAAGCCACCAAUCGUCGAACAAAUCUUUUCAAUUCAUCUGCUUGAGUGUGCAGGAGAAGUCUACUCUGCCUUCGUUAUGAACAACUCAAUUCAAGUGUUUAGAUUUGAUGAAUCAAUCAAGAGUUGGGUUCAAGUUAAUCGCUUGGAAAAUCACUGUUUCUUCAUCAGUCGUGCAUCAUCUUUUUCAACAUUUACCAGCAAUUCCGGUAUGAAAAAUAGAAUCUACCUCCCAAAGUUGAGAGAAAAUAAAAUGAUCUUCUACUCUCUGGACUCAAGAAAGUUUCAUGUUUCGGGUAGUGAUGAGGAUGCCUUGGAUGAUACAUACGGCUUAAACGAACCAUUGAAAUGCUUUUGGAUAUGAAUGUAUUUUUUGGUUUUUGUUAUAAACAGCUAAUAUAUAUCAGCAUUUGAAAUUUAUUUA
Molecule: messenger RNA, 2741 nt
Organism: Spinacia oleracea (spinach)
Lineage: Eukaryota; Viridiplantae; Streptophyta; Magnoliopsida; Caryophyllales; Amaranthaceae
Exons: 4
Coding region: 237-2681 (814 amino acids)
Biological process (GO): transmembrane transport
Cellular component (GO): membrane
Molecular function (GO): transmembrane transporter activity; protein binding
Source: RefSeq, a predicted model, not a curated record